CCCGUGGAGCUGUUGUUCUCAGAGAACAGGAGGACACGCAGACGGAGUGUUGGAUUAGAGCGACAAAAGAGAAAGUGCGAGUUAUUUUUUUUUAAAGAAAGUCUUCUUUGUGUCUUCCCGCUCCCUACUCUGUGGAAUCGUGGUGCUUUCGGGUUAUCUGUGUAGGUUUUCUGCGGUGGCGCACAGACCGGUAUGGAUUUACUAGUGACUAGACAAGACACGCCGUGUAGCCCUGCACCAAAGUUUUGAUUGUCAUCGUUGCCUCCCGACCCCGGAUCAGAGGAAAGCGCCGAACUUUGACGCAGCAUUUGUGGAAGCUUGGGGCCACAUGUGAGACAAAUAUUUGUCGGAGCGUCUUUUCGCUGCUCUUCACUAAAUCUCUCAUGGGGUGACCCACAAAGAGCUCUGUAGACGCAACUGCCGGACCGGGUGUUGGUCCUCCCAGCCUUGGUCCUCUUCCUGUCCAUUUCUUGAAGACAAUGAUUAUCAGCGUAGACGCUCCGCACAUCUCCACUGUGUGAAUGAAUCUUUGCCGUAAAGCCGCUGUGCUCUGCCACCCUGUCAUCAUGAAGAGCAAGUAUUCCCAGUACUACAAUCGGAGUCUCAUCCAUUACUACUAUGCCUAUGCGAAGAACAUGACUCCUGAGGAGCUGGAUAAACAUAUUGAGAAUAAAAAACAGCUCACAACCCUGCACAUUGUGAUAGUCGUCCUCUGCACCAUCAUCAUCCUGGAGAAUCUGCUUGUCCUGAUUGCUGUCUGCCGCAAUAAGAAGUUCCACUCUGCCAUGUUUUUCUUCAUUGGCAAUCUGGCGUUCUCUGACCUAUUGGCAGGCUCGGCUUACAUAGCCAACAUUUUUCUGUCAGGAUCAAGGACCUUCGACCUGGUACCUGUGCAGUGGUUUAUUCGGGAGGGCACAGCAUUCAUCGCUCUGGCAGCUUCAGUCUUCAGCUUGCUGGCAAUAGCAAUAGAGCGCUACUCUGCUAUCACCAAGGUCAAGGUGUAUGGCUCCACAAAGACAUGCCGUAUGUUUAUUUUAAUAGGUGCAUGCUGGGUCACCUCAAUCCUCCUCGGAGGACUUCCUAUCAUCGGCUGGAACUGCAUCAACGAUCGCCCCGAAUGCUCAGCUGUUUUGCCGCUCUACUCAAAGAGAUACAUCCUCUUUGUUGUGACUAUUUUCAGUCUUAUACUGCUUUCUAUUGUUAUCCUCUAUGUGAGGAUCUACUUGAUUGUACGCUCCAGCCACCAGGAGGCAACCAACUCACCAGCCUAUGCCCUUUUGAAAACUGUCACCAUAGUGCUGGGUGUCUUCAUCAUGUGCUGGCUGCCUGCUUUCACCAUCCUCCUCCUAGAUUCAUCCUGUAGCAUACAGUUCUGCCCAAUUCUUUCCAAAGCAGACAUCUUUUUUGGCUUUGCCACUCUAAACUCAGCACUUAAUCCUGUGAUAUACACGCUGCGCAGUAAGGACAUGAGAAAGGAGUUUCUGCGAGUGUUGUGCUGCUGGGGGGUGCUGCAAAGCGGGCGGCCAGCUGACCGUUGUUUGGUCCCUCUUAAGAGCUCCAGCUCUCUGGAACACUGCACCAACAAACAUGAACAUCAGACCACACCUAUCAUGCAAAACUGUACAACCUGUGUCUGAUGUGGUGCAAAAUCAUCAGAGUGUGUGUUAGUGUGAGAAGGUAUGUGUGUUUAUGAUCAAAGGUAGAGGCUGUGAUGAGACAAAGACGUGACAAAAAAUGCAAGCACACGGUGAACUUAGCUGCCUGUAAAGGCUGUGACACAGCUGUCUGUUGAGAUGCAUUCUACAAUACAGACACUUCUUGAGGCAAUCAAAAUGUGGGAAUUCUUAAUCAGCCUUCAAUCAGUUCACCCAUGCAGUGGGUGUAAAAUACCAAUGUUUCAAGUGGAAAUCAAAUCCACAGGUGAGAACUUAAGAAAUGUGAAAAAAGCUUUUUCAUAGGUACUCUCAUUGACUAAUAUGGAGCUGAAAACCAUUUCCAUGUAUAUUCCUCUGGUCUUCUUUUCAUUUCUACCAUGUAAACCUGUAUUAAAAGCCAAAAAAGGAAACAUACAAAGCAUAUUAUCAAAGUAAUGGUGAGCUUUUUUGGGCCUAUCAAGAACUGCCUCAAUGCAAAGCUCACAAAGUUUCCCUUUGUAGAUUACUUGAGAGACUCUUGUUACAAGGUUUAACCACAUUACUCUCCUCCACAGAUAUAUGAAUACAUUAGGCCUACAGAUGUAUCACUCAUUCUACACAGAAUUGGAGACAUUGAUCAACUUUACUCAGCACUGUGCUCCAAAUAAGCCAAAUAAGUGAGUGCUCCCUAAACCAGGUCUAUAUAUUCCCUGUAUAACCUUGCUUAAACUAUUUGAUUAACUACAACAAACGUACAUAAUCUGCAUACAUGUAAUGCAUGAAUUCUAACUUAUUCGUAAACUGAUGUGUAUAUUAUAUUCCAUCUAUAGCUUCCAUCAAUAACACCUCUUCCCUCGUUUGUUGUCACAAUCUGUCCCUCUUGCUUUUACUGUUGUCUUUUGUAUCUUAAUCGUUUCCGUUGAGGAAGGCCUAAUCAAGAAAGUACAUUUCCUGAAGUGAGUUGGCACUGAUGAAUCCUACUCAGUGACAGCUGUCCAGCAGCUUUGACAAAUGGGACUAAUGUCCUGACAGUGUUGUAGCAACAUAGCAGCAAUGUGCUGUCUCUGUGUGCGCCUUCCUCUUUGGGAAUAAGGCUGAAUGUAUGUAUGAAGUGUUUGGGGCAGGCGCUCCAUUGUUGACAGUAUUAUUGGUCAUCAUUUUGAAUUACCAAGUCGUUGACGAGCAGAGAUGAACAGGUCAGGGCACUUUCACUGUGAAGUCUUACAUAGCAACAUGAACAAGAAUUAUUUGUGAACAUCCUGGUGUAAUUAGCUGGCCAUAUGCCCUGUGCAGCUAAAGACGUAUACACGUCCCAUAUUUCCAAAGACCCCCUGCCUUCCCUACAAAAAGGGAGAAUAUCUGGUUUCUGUCCUCCUGGGAGGUUAGCUUCAUCCUCAUUCUCUGACAUCCCUCAACAUGCAACUUCCUUUAACCAUAGGAAGUCCUGUUUUUCGUUGUCCGGUUCCUGUUGUUCAGGAUCACCUUCUUUCUGUAAACAAGCAUUUAAAAUUCUUCUCUCCUUCAUAUUUCAUAGUGACUGUAACAUUUAGAUGUCCAAGUAGAAAUUGUGAAAAGCACUUUGGCAGCUUCAGUGAUGUUUGUUUCCCCAUUUUUUUCUGAUGGAGAGAUGUUUUUAAUUUGUGUACCUAUCACUUCAUUGUGUUGCCUGACUCUGUGAUGUUUUUAUUAUAAAUACAUGAAAUAACUAUGUAUGUAUGUAAGUAUGUAUGGUAUGUAUGUAAUUUUGUACAGUAUGUAUAAUUUGUGUGAAAUGUCUCGUGUGCAAUAGCCUUGUGUGUCCUGUAGCACGCUGCCUGUGUUAAAUCGGUACAAUCUGAAACACUAAUGUAGGUACAUAGACAUUUUGUUAAUUGCAUUCCCUUUUUAUAAAAUAAAUGAAAUACCAAAAUAAU
Messenger RNA from Notolabrus celidotus (New Zealand spotty), 3547 nucleotides. RefSeq names its product sphingosine-1-phosphate receptor 2 (gene s1pr2). The coding region runs from base 522 to 1637 and encodes 371 amino acids. Gene Ontology annotation, biological process: sphingosine-1-phosphate receptor signaling pathway. The transcript has 2 exons. Gene Ontology annotation, molecular function: sphingosine-1-phosphate receptor activity. Lineage: Eukaryota; Metazoa; Chordata; Actinopteri; Labriformes; Labridae. Gene Ontology annotation, cellular component: membrane. The record is from RefSeq and is a predicted model, not a curated record.